CCAAGGCAUUCAAUAAUCCAUCCGAUUGAGAACGCCCCGCUGGAGAUUCGUUUCAGCAGAUACUCGUGGCACAGAUGUUUGCACCAGCAGACACACCCGAACGCGUCUGGUAGCUAGCUUGCAACUCUCGUCCUUUCUCGGGAGGAUACACGUCUCCUGAGUGACUACCAGUCGCUGUUACAGUGGUACUUUGACGUCGAUUCGUCUGAUAUCCUCCUGUUUAUCGUAGGGGAAGUGUUUCUUCAUGGUGUCUUUGGUUUAAGGCCGUCAUAAUAUCAAGAUAUGUGUUUUUUUCUUUUUUUUUUCGAAAUCUGCAGCUGCGCAUUCGAGUAGGCACCACGUGAUAAUCUGUUGCCUGUUGGUGAUCAGUCAGUAGUUGUUCUUUCAAAUGCAGGACCGAAUUGCCAGAAUCAUUCUAACAUCUGCCUUCAACGCGGCGGUUCAAAUUCUAAGAUGGACGACAUGCACCCGACCCGAGUAGUAUAUGGACGAAGAGAGUUCAACACCAGAGGCAGCAGAUCCAUGAUGGAUCUGAAUGACGUGCAAGGGAGUAGGCCGCCUCCAAAACGGCCCGAUAAUAAGAUUAAUUACAGGAAAAAAGACAACAGACAAAGGAAUGAUCACACACCUCACCCAAGAAAUAAUUACCAACACCCACAUGAAGUACCUGAUCCAAGGUUUCGUCAUGAUCAGCAUGAAAGAUUUCCCCAUGAUUACCAUCAAGGACACCCCGAAAGAUAUGGCCCACAUAAUCCACAUUUCGACCCUACGAACAACCAUCAUUUCAAUUCUGGUCCUUGGAACCCUCAUCCGGCAAACCAUUUCAAUUCUGGUCCUUGGAACCCUCGUCCGGCAAACCAUUUCAAUUCUGGUCCUUGGAACCCUCGUCCGGCAAACCAUUUCAAUUCUGGUCCUUGGAACCCUCGUCCGGCAAACCAUUUCAAUUCUGGUCCUGUGUACCCUCACCCACCAAACCAUCCCAGAGACGCCAGAGAUGCACCAACUCAUCACCAUCCCAGAGUAUACGAAAGGGACCGGGGGGACUCCAGGCAGCACCCAUCAGGAUACCCUAACAGGAGUGGUAGAGCAUAUGAUUCCUACGAGGAAUCAGACCAAGGGUAUCCAAAGGACAUUAUAGACAUUUUGGUCAAAGAGCUGUCUUACAAGAACACUUUAUAUGAUACUGUUCACAACAUUGUACGCAAUAUAAGUGUCCCUCCACGUGUUGUAUUAACAACAGCCGAGUCAAGGAAAGACAUUUUUACAAUAAAUGAAAACUACCAAAACAAAAUCUUGAGACUUGAUCCAAAACUAGUUCUCUGCUUGAAGCAUUAUUCAGCCAAUGGCUGCAGCUCAUCAAAUUGUACUGACCUCCACAUAUGCAGGAAUCACAUACAUGGUAGGUGCAAGUCAAAAGAGCCUUGUUUCCACGGGCAUGGAGUCAAAACUAACCACAACAAUACUACUUUUUACAAUCUUCAUGUGAGCUGCUUAAGUGACGAGUGCUUGCUCCGAGUUAUAAGAAAUUCUUGUAAAUUUGUAGACUAUCUCGAAGUAUGCCAUCACUACAACACAGAGAAUGGAUGUAAAUAUACAAGAUGUCGGAAGUUGCACAUUUGUAGGAAAUUUGUGACAGACAUAAAUAGCUGCACACGAUGUCGUCUGAAUCAUGAUGUACUUGAUAAACAGUGCCUUGGGCUACUUGAAUUUCAUGGAGUGCCUACAAAUGAAACCCCACGAGAUAUAUUAAAGCAAAUCAGAUCCCUCUCAGAAUUGCAAACAACCUCCACAAAAGAAAGUACAGACCAAAUGAAACAGAAGAAGCCUGAUCCUAAAAUAAAUGCAAAAACAUACAAAUCAACGGACAUUUACGGAGAUGUGAAAAUAACAGAGAUAUGUGUACAUUCAAUAGAACAAAACUGUCAAGACUAUCAGAAUGGUUGCAAGUACCUACAUUCAAAGAAUCCUUUCCACUGGCAAGUUAGCAGUAAUGGAAGAUGGUAUAAUAUUCCUAUUUUUCAAACCAAGGCCCUGGAAGAUGCCUUCUGUCAAGUUUCGAAAUCCUCUGGUGCCAUGUCAGGUCUAGGCAAAUCAUGCACUCAAGAGUUAAUCGAGGUGCUAGGUACUGAUCCUUGGGAAGCAGAUUUUAUAAGUAUGAAAUUAAGAAAUACUAAAAAUGAUAAAGAACUGACCAUCCGUAGAUUAUCAACACCCUCAUCUUUAGUUAAAGACACCCAAAAUGCCACAGUCUUUCAAUGGUACUUCAAAGAUGAACAAGACAAAUGGAUUAAAUAUGGUGAUGCAGACAGUCUCAACAGAAAAGACAUGACUUCCAGUAUUACAAGUAAUGAUAUUGAGGAACAGUUUUUGAAAAGGCCGAAGUCACCCGUUUCAUUUAGUAACAGUCAGUAUCAGUACACCAUUGAUUUUUCUAAAAUGGUCCAAGUGAACGAAACAACAAAGAAAGUGAGGGAAGUAAGGCGUCGUCCAACACACCCUGUGAAAAACGCCGGUGGAGACGAGGAGGAGAAGAAGAAGAAGCCAGGUCAAAAGCCAGAUCAAGAGACUCGGAGCAGAAAUGUUCCGAGUCACUGGAAAAAAAUGGAUCACGGUUCCAUUCACGCACUAGUGCCUCUUGAUUCCAGCAGCGACGAAUAUCGCGAGGUCGCAGAUCGCUUAUUUAUCACCAUGCCAACUGCCAACAUCCAGUCUAUACAGAGACUCCAAAACCCUUACCUAUGGGAUUCAUUCCAGUCCAGGAAGGAAUAUUUGACACAGCGAGACUGCAAAGACCACUUGCAUGUAAACAAACUUUUCUACGGCAUGGAUGAACAAGAGCUGGACACCAUUUGCUUGGGAAACAUCGACUGGCGAAGGCAGGGAACUAGCGAUAUGAAUUAUGGGCAAGGAACCUAUUUCUCUAACAGCGCGGCUGUAGCUCUCCAAAACAGUACCGAGAAUGCCAGUGGCCACAAAUACAUGAUUUUAGCCACCGUUAUCAUAGGUGAAAUUGUGAAAGGCGAUCCCUCUUGGACGCGGCCACCGUUGGAUGCGUCAAGAAACGUUCCCUACGAUACAGCUGUGGACAACAUGGCUGCCCCGACAUUUUUCGUCAAAUUUGAGAGCAAUGAAUACUACCCAUGCCAUGUUAUACAGUUACGGACUUCCACAUGACUUGAUGGCAAAUUUAAAAUGACGUGAAGUAGAUCUGGCACACUGAUGUGUGUGUGUAUCUGUGUGAUAUUAACUUUUAGUAAUCAGUUUGCUAAACAUUUUAUCGACUUUAUUUUUCAUUGUUACUCAAUCAUUGUAGAAGAUAUUGAUUUAGUAACAAUCAGUGUUUACAAUUUCUAUGAAGUUUUGUUGUAUAUUAACAAUAAAAAAAUUCCAGUAACCGAUAUGUAAAAUGUA
Messenger RNA from Macrobrachium nipponense, 3411 nucleotides. Its product is annotated as protein mono-ADP-ribosyltransferase PARP12-like. Gene Ontology annotation, molecular function: zinc ion binding; NAD+-protein mono-ADP-ribosyltransferase activity; NAD+ poly-ADP-ribosyltransferase activity. NCBI's taxonomy places the organism in Eukaryota, Metazoa, Arthropoda, Malacostraca, Decapoda, Palaemonidae. The record is from RefSeq and is a predicted model, not a curated record. Gene Ontology annotation, cellular component: nucleus. The transcript is spliced from 5 exons. The coding region runs from base 454 to 3174 and encodes 906 amino acids.